Molecule: messenger RNA, 613 nt
Organism: Aspergillus pseudotamarii
Lineage: Eukaryota; Fungi; Ascomycota; Eurotiomycetes; Eurotiales; Aspergillaceae
Exons: 1
Coding region: 259-567 (102 amino acids)
Source: RefSeq, a predicted model, not a curated record
UGAUCAUCAUAUAACAAGGGGAUCCCUAGUUGUGAAUUGCGGUAUCUACUUCCCAUUGUGCCAUUCAGACGCAGAAUCAAUAUACCAUCGGUGCUCAGUCCCCCGAAUGUUCUAACCAUGUAUAACAUAAAUACAUCCCAGCGACGCAUGCUUCAGAGAACAGGCUGCAAGCUUAUUCGCACUUGGUCUCCCGUGUUUUCUUAUCCAGUCCUAUCCUUGCCUUACUCUUACCAAUAGGACAUCCUUUCUACCGUCGAAAUGGUCAACAUUCAGUCUCUCUGUGUCGCCGCCACAAUGUUAGGCUCCUAUGCAGCUGCGCUCCCAACCAACAUCGUUCCUAUUAACAAUGGUGUCAUCCCAACCAUCGCAGAGCGUUGCAUACCAGACGACCCCAUUUCCUGUGGUGCAGGCUUCAUGAAGCGAGAGAUUUCUGUCAAACGUUGCAUUCCCGAUGAUCCAACUUCCUGUGACCCUGGCGACUUUGGCAAGCGUGAUAUCCCUGUGAAGCGCUGCAUCCCCAACGAUCCCACAUCGUGCGAUCUCAGCGAUUCUGGACAGGGUUCUUAGCCAUGGAAUGUUGGGGAUACCGAGGAUUUAGUCUAAGGGAUUGAUG